ACCAACCGCAACCUUAGUAGCUCUCAUGUCCUCCUCUACUCCUCUCUCAUUCUUCUUCUUCCGCCUUUAAAAUACUCUAAAGAGAGGUCUUAUUUCACUUCAAGUCUCCUCUUUCACAUGUAUAUAUACUCGAUUUCUUCGAUCAUCAUUGUCAGGCCCUCUCUAAAUCUCCAUUGCUGCUUCUUCCGAACCUGAAAACCCAGAAACAAGAAUCGAAACUUGAAAGCCUAUCUGAAAAGAAAACAGAUUUCAGAAAGAAAAAAAACCCAGAAAAGAAAAAUCGAAACUUGAUCAAGCUGAGGACAUGAGGUCCAAGACCCAAUCUUCCAUCAAUCUGAAGCUCGUCUUCAUCUGCUGCUCGGUCUUGGUCUUGCUCGUCCUCUUCUUGACAAGAACCAACGUUUCUUCCUCUUCAAACAACACGGUCUCCAGAAACAGUCUCUCCAAUUCAACCGGCCGCGAGGAAGGAGAUGAAGAUCAUCACAAACCCAGAUGCCCAUCACCUCACUUGAAUCCGUCCUGCACGAAAAUGCCAGCUUCUUUAGCUGACGCAUUGGUUCACUAUGUGACCACAAGCAUCACUCCACAGCAGACAUUCGACGAAGUCUCUGUCUCGAAAAGAGUCUUGGACAAGAAGUCUCCUUGUAACUUCCUCGUCUUCGGCUUAGGACACGACAGCUUGAUGUGGGCUUCGCUCAACCACGGUGGCCGGACAUUGUUCCUCGAGGAAGACAAGUCUUGGAUCGAAACUGUGACCCAGAAAUUCCCCAAUUUGGAAUCUUACCACGUCAUCUAUGAUACGAAAGUGAAAGAUUCCGACAAACUCAUGGAACUCGGCAAGACCGAAGACUGUAAGACCGUAUCAGAUCCCAGAGAUUCGAAAUGCGCUCUGGCUCUGAAGGGUUUUCCUGCGGACGUAUACGAGACGGAAUGGGAUCUGAUAAUGGUCGAUGCACCAACUGGCUACCACGAGGCGGCGCCGGGACGGAUGAGCGCCAUUUACACGGCCGGGCUGAUGGCUCGGAACCGUGAGAGCGGCGAGACAGACGUGUUCGUGCACGACGUGGACAGACCAGUGGAGGACGAGUUCUCGGCCACGUUCUUGUGCGGAGGGUACUUGAGAGAGGAGCAAGGGAGGCUCAGGCACUUCACCAUCCCUAGCCACCGAGCUCGUGCCGGAAGACCCUUUUGUCCGGCGGAAGGGGCCCCACAGCCACCGGAGACGGUUUCCCGGCGGCCCCAUUUUCCAGGGGCUGGGAUGGCCGCCGGCGGAAGCCGUGGCGUGUUCUAG
This is a messenger RNA of Tarenaya hassleriana, 1291 nucleotides long. Its product is annotated as glucuronoxylan 4-O-methyltransferase 3-like. The record is from RefSeq and is a predicted model, not a curated record. Gene Ontology annotation, molecular function: glucuronoxylan 4-O-methyltransferase activity. Lineage: Eukaryota; Viridiplantae; Streptophyta; Magnoliopsida; Brassicales; Cleomaceae. Gene Ontology annotation, biological process: xylan biosynthetic process. The transcript has 2 exons. Bases 305 to 1291 code for a protein of 328 amino acids.